UAUCAACAAACCCAAAACCCACUUCUUUAAUUUCUCAUCGACUCCUACUUUGCCUCUUCCUCUACUCUCUUUCUCUCUAUCCGGCGGCCACCGGAGAUCAGUGUUCACCCGCCGGAGAGGAAUAAUCGACUAUUAUUCGGAUUCAAGAUAAUGAAGGUUUUUGUAAAGACUUUGAAGGGUACUAACUUCGAGAUCGAAGUCAAACCUGAAGAUACGGUGGUUGAAGUGAAGAAAAACAUAGAGAAUGUACAGGGAGCGGAUGUUUAUCCGGCGGCGCAGCAGAUGCUGAUUUAUCAAGGGAAAGUACUUAAAGACGAUACAACAUUGGAUGAAAGUAAAGUUGCUGAAAAUAGUUUUAUUGUUGUUAUGUUAAGCAAGAGUAAGGUAUCAUCAGGCGGACCCUCAACUGCAACAGCAGCACCACCACCAAAUAGUAAGGUAUCAUCAGGCGGACCCUCUACUGCAACAGCAGCACCACCAACCCUAGCCCAACCUACAAGUUCUUUGCCUUCCAAUGUGACCCAACCAUCAUCAACAUCUCAAGCUGCUGUCCCAGCUGCUGUCCCAGCUGCUGUCCCAGCUGCAGCAUUGCCUCAGUCCGCUGCUGAAUCCAGUCCUUCUGUAGUUAUUUCAGCUCUCAGUUCAGAUGCAGACAUGUAUGGGCAAGCGGCUUCAAAUCUUGUUGCAGGAAGUAACUUAGAAGCAACCAUUCAACAGAUUCUCGAUAUGGGUGGAGGAAGUUGGAACCGAGAGACUGUUGUUCGUGCUCUACGUGCUGCAUUCAACAACCCCGAGCGAGCUGUUGAAUAUCUAUACUCGGGUAUUCCAGAGCAAGCUGAGGUUCCACCAGUUGCCCAAGGUCCAGCAAGUGGUGUCGCUGUAAAUCCUCCAGCUCAGGCUCAGCAACCAGCUGCACCUCCUAGUGGUGGACCAAAUGCAAAUCCAUUAGAUCUCUUUCCACAGGGCCUACCCAGUACGGGUUCUAAUGCUGGUGCAGGCAACUUGGAUUUCUUACGCAACAGCCAACAGUUCCAAGCCUUGCGAGCUAUGGUGCAAGCAAACCCUCAAAUCCUACAGCCUAUGCUUCAGGAGCUAGGGAAGCAAAAUCCACACUUGAUGCGGCUCAUUCAAGAGCAUCAGCCUGAUUUCCUGCGCUUGAUAAAUGAACCUGUUGAAGGAGAGGGGAAUGUGCUUGGCCAAUUAGCUUCUGCGGUGCCACAAACAGUGACUGUCACCCCUGAGGAGCGUGAAGCAAUAGACCGUCUUGUAGCAAUGGGCUUUGAUCGAGCCUUAGUAUUGGAGGUGUUCUUUGCAUGCAACAAGAAUGAAGAACUGGCAGCUAACUAUCUAUUAGACCACAUGCAUGAGUUCGAUGAAUGAAACAAGUAUUUCUCAUGUCUAGUUGUGCUCUAUCCCAAACUGGUUUUACCUUGUGGAACCUCGUGAGCAGAGACUGUCAAAAUGUUCAUGUCCCCAUUUUAUCCAUGGGCAAACAUAGCACUUUCUGCUUUCAUUGUUUUGAAAAUUCAGUUAUCAUAAUAUCAGAAACACAUAAUUGUAUAAUUGUGUUUGAAUAUGGGAAUUGUGCUUCGUUUUA
Molecule: messenger RNA, 1597 nt
Organism: Populus nigra (black poplar)
Lineage: Eukaryota; Viridiplantae; Streptophyta; Magnoliopsida; Malpighiales; Salicaceae
Product: ubiquitin receptor RAD23c
Exons: 13
Coding region: 151-1380 (409 amino acids)
Biological process (GO): nucleotide-excision repair; proteasome-mediated ubiquitin-dependent protein catabolic process
Cellular component (GO): cytosol; nucleoplasm
Molecular function (GO): proteasome binding; damaged DNA binding; ubiquitin binding
Source: RefSeq, a predicted model, not a curated record